ACAACUUUCUCAUGCAAACUAAAGCCUAUUAUACUACUAGUCGAUCGCGGCAAUCUUGUCAUCGUGAGUUUUAUACAACAUUUCAAAAUACACAACACACUCGACGUGUAAGUAGUGCACCUCAAACCUCCAUCAAACAUGUUUUCUAAGAAGACACCAUUAGUUGAGCCAAAAGCCAGUCUCCUGACAGAGGAUGAGAAACGAGAAUUCAGAGGCAUUGACUUUCCUUUCGAGAACCUAGCCCUGGAGGGAGGUGGGGGUAAAGGCGUGGCAUGCAUUGGAGUCAUACGGGUACUUGAGGAAUUGGAUCUGAUGAAGAACAUCAAACGAUUUGCAGGUAGCAGUGCUGGAAGUACCACUGCUAUGUGUUUAGCUUUGGGAUGCGACUCGUACGAAUGCCAGAAUAUCUCGGACCAAUUAUCAUCGCAUUUAGUUUUUGAUGGUAGUGCUAUAAAGCUGUUGCAACUGGCAAAUCUUGUCCGUAAACUGGGCGUUAAUCCAGGAGACAGGCUGUUAAACUGGAACGCGAACAAUGUGCGCUGCAAGACCGGCAACGAGAACUAUACCUUUCGUCAGCUUUAUAGAGACACCGGUUUGGAGCUGUGCGUUGUAGCAGCCAAUUUGAAUAGGAUGGACACCGUUUACUUCCAUGUUAAGACAACACCAGAUAUGCCUAUCUACCUUGCUACCAGGGCUUCUUGCUCGAUCCCGGUUAUUUUGAGUCCGGUCAAGUAUCUGGAUAGCUUCAUUGUUGAUGGCGGUCUUUUGUGUAAUUAUCCGGUCCACGUUUUUGAUGGCUGGUAUUUAUCCAUGGACCCGAAGGAUAAUUACUUUGCUCGAUUUGGCGAUCUUACCAAUGCGAGUAAGAAAUGGGACAAGUCAGAACGCUUCGGAGAAGUGAACGACAAGACACUGGGAGUUCUUGUGUUCUCAACCAGCGAGCAGGACACGAUGAAAACGGUCCUUGACAAUAGGGUCGCCAAGUAUGGUGGGAAACCAGUCCCAACCCCAAGCACAAAACUUAGCAGGAAAAUGGCAAAGAAAAAUGAAAAAGUACAGAACUCAACGGGUGAUAUUAAAGAAGCAGUCAGCCGACUGAUGACAAUGUUGAACGGCGCUGAUGCCGAUAAGAGUGGUUCUAUUUCUAAAGAGGAGUUCAGGACAUCCUUCCAACAGAACAGAGGGAAAUUAACUGCUGAUGACAUACUGUUACUCUUCGAGUGUAAGGACAACCCAGAUGCUAUUUUUGACAUGAUCGACAGCGAUGGAAGUGGUGAGAUUGAGUACACAGAGCUUGUCCAACUAGGAGCCAGACGAGGAGUGGACUUACUGCAGAAUCUAAGUGGAUAUGAACGGCGUGAGAUCAAGGGUAUCACCGAGUUACUCGGGUCACUAGUCGAUACUUUGCUUCUCAAUGUGCAACGUGUAACGACAAGAAGUUCGGAUUUCUCUCGCACCAUUGGUAUCAACACGAGGUAUUUGGAGACUUUGGAUUUUGAUUUUGAGACAGCCGAUAAGACUUUUCUCAUGGAGUGUGGAAAGCAAGCAACUUUGAGCUUCCUGCGAGAGUACAUGGCUACCAGCAAACAACCCAAGGAAGGUUAGAGAGAGAGACCAACGAAUUACGCAAACACCCAAGACCAAGGUAAUAACGGACCAAUCACACGUGAGAAACGGCAACAGUAAUCGACCAAGGCAUGCUGGGGAAAAAAUGGCGCGGUGAGAUCGGUCACCCCUGGGAACGAGGUUGACGCCAACUCCCUUCCAAAUGCACCUUUGACCUUUCACUUGUUUCACCGUGGAGAUACGCAGUCAAAUCCUCUACUCGUUAAUAAAACACCAUUACAUGCAGGUACAAGCCUAGAGCAAGGACCAGGCAAGGAAAAGUUGGUCCUUGCUCUGUUGGUCCUUGCUCUGUGGUACAUGUACGUCAUAAUUACAGUUUAUACCGCAUGCAGACGACUCAAAGUACCGUCUGACAAACAUCAGUUGGGACCAAUCAAAUCACAGAACAAGGGGAAGCUUACGUCAAAAAAAUAUUUGUUUGGACCAAUCAAAUAACAGUUAUGCAAAGCUUACGUCAUACAUUCAUUUCUACUAACCGAUCAAAUUACAUUAAUGGUAAGCUUACGUCCUACAAACAUCACUUCGGACCAAUCAAAUCACAGUAAUGGGAAGCUUACGUCAUACAUUCAUUUCUAUUAACCAAUCAAAUUACAGUAAUGGUAAGCUUACGUCAUUGUACUUUUAUCCAAUGAAAUCAUUUUAAUGAAAUUAUUUGUAUUCUCUUCAAAAUGAGAAGCAAUAUUAUUGUUUUCAGUUACGAAGGGUGCGUGGUUAUACGCGUUUAAUAACUUUUGGCUUGCCAUAUUUAAAAUGGAAUUAUGUCGAAAAAAAUUAUGUAUAUUAUGUGUAAUAUCUGGUUUGCGGUAAUACCAUGUUUGUAUCUACUUGCUAGGUAGAGUUUUAUUUUCUAAAGAACUGUCUUUCUUCAUUCUACCAUCGCGGAUAUCGGAUUGUUCGGGAGACUUCUCAGUUCUAAACAGAACUGUCCUGCGUUUUAUAAACUACUCCGGACGGAUAAGAAAUAGAAAGUUGGCUGGGUCUACAAUUUUAGCUUAUAGGGUCGUUAUAUUUUACGGAAUGAGUUCUUAAAUUGGUCUCCUGUGACGUUUGUUCGACUAGCUUGCUCUUGUCAUCGUCAAGAGAUCGAAGAGAUAUUAUAUAAAGUGUGUUUUAAGCAUCGAAAACGGAUUACAAGUCUCUUAAGAAGAAAAAUAAUAUUAUAAUAGUUUAUUCAUAAAUUUUAACAAGAUGCGUUAAUAUUAUUUACUAGUAUCGGCUGGGGAAACAUGUUCCUUUAAAAUAUUGUUUUAAAACUAUUUAGUUGUAAUAGUUCAAUCUGUCCCCCUUGUAGCGACAGAAAAUCCUACGGCAAUUGCUCGUGGCAAUUUGAAAUGUGAAUUGACGUAAAAGCAACGACAAGAUGCACAAUUUACUGAGAGCCCUUUUUGUGUUUCAAGUUGUAUUUUGUAGCAAACAUGUGACGUAGUUUCUUUCGGUAGAGUAAGCUGGCGCCCGAAGCAGUUUCCAUUCAGGGAAUAAAUACUGCUUCAUAUAGUUUGUUUACAAAAUUAAUUUAUUUAACUUCCUCGGAUAAUAUUGAGUUCAAUUUUAUUAUUGUGGUUUUACUACUCUAAUCUUUCGUCUGUUACGCGUAAUACAUGUUUACGCUAACACCUUGUGUGUGUGUUAAACGUAGUGGUUCUCUGUCUCUGUCAAAAAAAAUAAUAUUUAUUUUCACUUGUGCAAAGUAAAUUGGGUUUAUGCCUUUAUUCGGCAAUAAAAAUUUGAAAAUGCACUUGAUCCAAAACCUUUUUGUUUAAUUUCUGAAAAUUUGCCUUGAUUUUAACAUGUGGAGGAAAAUACAUUGAUUUGGGUUUACUUGAAUUGAUCCUUUUAAAAGUGUGUAUAAGCACUGUAUCAGAACGUUCCUGAGUUCGGUGACAAAAAUACUAAAUUACAGGGAAGGUACACGUUUUGUAAU
Molecule: messenger RNA, 3547 nt
Organism: Asterias rubens (European starfish)
Lineage: Eukaryota; Metazoa; Echinodermata; Asteroidea; Forcipulatida; Asteriidae
Exons: 12
Coding region: 139-1605 (488 amino acids)
Biological process (GO): lipid metabolic process
Molecular function (GO): calcium ion binding
Source: RefSeq, a predicted model, not a curated record